CACCUUGCGCCUGCGCACUGCCGCUGGAGGGCCUUUCCCAGCGCCUCCACCCAGCUCCUAAACUCCUGAAACUGUCGCGACGCCCUGGGCAGACAGACUCUCCGGUUUGGGAGUGGUCGGAUGCAAAAGAAUGUAAAGUGUUUUCUGAGCGGUUCCAUCCCCUGCCCCACCGCAUUGGAAGGCAAAGGCCGGGCAAGGAGUGAGCUCUACGCACGCGCAGCGCGGCCACGUGGAGCCGGUGCCGGGGCAGACUGAAAGCACAAAGUCUUAAUCACUGGACUGCUGGGGAUGUCCCUCCCUGUUGUUUGAAUUCGGAGGCACGUGAACUGUAGCUUGUGUGAAGCGAAAGCUCUGGUAGAUCACCGUAUUUGCUCCAUGGUCACUGAAUUCCCUCUUCCUGACCACCUUCAACCUGGUGCCAGCCUCUGCCAGUCACGUCACUGGAUUUGGAUGAGCAGCCUCCAGCUUGGGUUUUGACAGUGAUGGAGUAGACGUCACACCAUCCGGAAGCAACAUAUCUAACCAGAGCAGAAAUGCAUUGACUUCACAGAGGAAGGGGAAAAAAAAAGGUCCAAACUGGAUCAAGCCAAACAAUCAAGGCUUGGAGCAAUAAUCAACAGAUUUCAAAGUGUGCUCGAGGCUGAUCAGAGGUUUUAUAUCCAAAGAGGUAUUGAAUUUGGCACUGGCCAGAAAGUUCCUGAGAGCAGCAAUUUUGUACCAUUUCCUCAACAAAUGGAGAGCAGAGACAAAGCUGAGACAAUCAGGAAUGAAAAAGUUGUGAACUGCUUAUACCAGAAUCGUAAUGCACUUUUUAGGCUGGUUUGCUUUCCUUGGGGAGGAGGUGGCUCCAAUUUCUUUGCCAAAUGGGGCCAAGAUAUUCCUAAUUCCGUGGAAGUGCAUGCCAUACGGCUUGCUGGGAGAGAAAGUCGGCUUGACGAACCUUUUGCAAGUGACAUGCAUCAGGUGGUUGAUGAAAUUGCCUGUGCCCUACUGCCGAUCAUCCAGGGUGAAAAUUUUGCAUUUUUUGGUCACAGUAUGGGAUCUUAUAUUGCUUUUUUUACUGCACUACAUCUGAAAGAAAAAUAUAAUCUAGAACCAGAACAUUUAUUUGUGUCAAGUGCAAGCCCUCCUCAUGCCCGACUUCCUUUCCUCAAAGAUGAUAUGUGUGUCGAACAAAUUGCCUUUUUACUGAAGGAAAUGGGAGGCAUUCGUGACGAUUUUGUUGGUGAUGAGGAACAGAGUCAAGAAUCCUUUACCAAAGUGUUAGCAGAUCUUCACAUUUUGAAAGAUGUCAUCCUGGAAAGAUGUAACCAGUGGAAAUUUUGACAGUUUUGUGCUUCCAGGACACCACUUCUAUCUUCUGGAACCUUCCAACACAAGCUUCAUCAAGAAAUACAUAACCAAGUCUCUAGAAAUAUCAGCGCUUGCCUCUUGACAGAUACCUCCCCUUCUUGGUCUUAAAACAGUCCCAUUGAUCAUGUGAUACUCUUCUUCGGUGUUUCAGAGUAGCUUAGGAGUUUGUUUCAGAGAUUGGAAAAUGAUCAAUUUGCUGCUGUCAGGGUGAUGUGUUAUCUACAAAUGUAUUUCCCCACAGAGCAUUUACAUAUCUGGGGGAUGCAAGAUGAAUGGGUCAAGAAUACUUUCGGGAGGGUCUUUCUUCUUUGUAUUAGAAUCGCAUUUGGGUCUCAUCUGUGGAAGGUUUGUCAAUGAAGUUCCUGCUUGGUCAAUGAUUCGUUUCUUCCUUUCGGUUAUUCUGACAGUGAAAAUCACAGACAGGGGAAGUGCUUGAAAUGAAAUGACUGUUUCAUUAACACACUGGGGCCCAAAGCCUGAUCUCAUCUUUUGAAAUAUAGGGUUGCCCCAAUCAAUGAGGAAAUGUUAAAAUAAGACAGCCCUGAAUAAUCAUUGCUGCCUGUCCUGGCAAGUCCCCGGAAUGCCCGUAGCCCUCUUAGGUUCUCUUCUAAGGGGUUCCUCCGACCUGGACUGCUUGCUGUCUGUGUGUGUUCCCGCUGCUGUUCAGGCAAUGACCAACUGGGACUCAGGGUGACUGUCCGGAGUCUAGUCCUCGGUGUACAGAGGGCCAGGCACAAAUGCCAGACCCAGCAGGCUGCCUCAGCUUCAUGUGUGAUCAUCUGAACCAGACAGAGAAAGCAAGCACACCAGUUGGAAACAUACAGGAAAGAAAAGGGAAAAAAUUAAGUAGGAGACUGAUCUGAGUCAGAGCAACGGCAGACCACCACUGGUAGGAUUCACAGAUGCCUACUGCCCGGGAUGGAGAGGCACCAUAUCCCCAGGGCUACGUGGGUCCUGCCAUCUCUGCCGAGGCCCAAACCGUGUUUGUCUCUUGGAAUCCUGGCUGUUUAACUGGCACCUUGAUUUGUUAUCUCCCUUGGUUCUUCACAAUAAAGCCCCUACUGCAUGCAA
This is a messenger RNA of Cervus elaphus (red deer), 2424 nucleotides long. RefSeq names its product S-acyl fatty acid synthase thioesterase, medium chain-like. Lineage: Eukaryota; Metazoa; Chordata; Mammalia; Artiodactyla; Cervidae. The transcript is spliced from 8 exons. Gene Ontology annotation, biological process: lipid biosynthetic process. The record is from RefSeq and is a predicted model, not a curated record. Bases 733 to 1326 code for a protein of 197 amino acids.